AUGGUCAUUGUAAACAAGGUUAUCCCGGCUCUUGCAGGCCUGGCUUCCAUUGCCUGCGCUGCUCCCACCGCGGGAAAAUACUCCGUCAAGCAGGUUGCCCGUCCUGCUACCAAGACCACCAACUUUGCGUCUCAGUAUGCUCGUGCUCUUACAAAGUUUGGCGCAACUGUGCCAUCCAAUGUCCAGGCCGCCGCCGUUGCCAGCGGUGUGGCUACAAACACUCCCUCCACUGAUGAUGAGGAGUACCUGACACCUGUCAAUGUGGGAGGCACUACCCUGCAGCUUGACUUUGAUACUGGAUCAUCUGAUCUCUGGGUCUUCUCUUCCGAGCUGCCAUCUUCUGAACGGUCCGGUCACUCUUACUACACUCCAGGCUCGAGUGCCACUCAGAUGUCCGGCUAUACUUGGGACAUCUCUUACGGUGACGGUAGCUCUGCUAGCGGCAAUGUUUACAAGGACAAGGUCAUUGUUGGUGGCAUCACUGUCUCUAGCCAGGCUGUCGAAGCCGCUAAGAAAAUUAGCUCUGAAUUUGUCCAAGAUACCAACGAUGGCCUCCUGGGUCUGGGUUUUGACUCAAUCAACACCGUCUCGCCCAAGGCUCAGAAGACCUGGUUCUCCAACGCCCAGUCUCAGCUGGCUGAGCCUCUCUUCGGUGUUGCCCUGAAGCACGGCGAACCCGGUGUCUUCGACUUUGGUUUCACUGACUCCUCCAAGUACACUGGUUCUCUCAUCUACACCGAUGUUGAUUCCUCGGAAGGCUACUGGGGCUUCUCGGUUGAUGGCUGGAGCGCUGGUAGUGCUUCUGGUGCCGGUUUCUCCGGUAUUGCCGACACUGGCACUACUCUUCUGCUUCUUGCCGAUGACACUGUCUCCUCUUACUAUGAUCAGGUUUCCGGUGCUUCGUACAGCAGCUCCGAGGGCGGCUAUGUCUUUGACUGCUCAGCUGAUCUCCCGGAUUUCAGCGUCACCAUUGGCAGCUACACCGCCACCGUCUCUGGCAGUCUGAUCAACUAUGCGUCCGUUGGUGGCGGCUCUUGCAUUGGUGGUAUCCAGUCUAACUCGGGUAUUGGCUUCUCUAUCUUUGGUGAUAUCUUCCUGAAGAGCCAAUAUGUUGUUUUUGAUGCCAGCGGUCCCCAGCUUGGUUUUGCCCCUCAGGCGUAA
Penicillium pulvis is the source of this 1161-nucleotide messenger RNA. Its product is annotated as pepsin-like aspartic protease. The transcript has 2 exons. The record is from RefSeq and is a predicted model, not a curated record. Gene Ontology annotation, biological process: proteolysis. NCBI's taxonomy places the organism in Eukaryota, Fungi, Ascomycota, Eurotiomycetes, Eurotiales, Aspergillaceae. Gene Ontology annotation, molecular function: aspartic-type endopeptidase activity. The coding region runs from base 1 to 1161 and encodes 386 amino acids.